AUGAGUAGACUUGUUCCCUUCGCUCUUGGUGCCAUCACAGGUACAACAUUUUCAUAUUAUUACCUCCGUAGAGAUGUGUACAAUACUUCUCGUGCAUUAGAGAGUACAAUUUCGGAGACUCAUAAAUUUGUUAAACAAGCUGUAAGCGAAGCUGAGCAAUUGGAAAAGAGGCUUUCCGCAGUUGAACAACAACUAUCAGACCAAAGCACAGUUAUUGCUACAACAACAACUAAUCUCGGACGUUUGAGCAAGAGAGUCAAGGAUAUUGUUGAUAGCAUUGAGGAAGUAACAAAGGAUCAAUAA
This is a messenger RNA of Naegleria lovaniensis, 303 nucleotides long. RefSeq lists its product as uncharacterized. The coding region runs from base 1 to 303 and encodes 100 amino acids. The transcript has a single exon. The record is from RefSeq and is a predicted model, not a curated record. NCBI's taxonomy places the organism in Eukaryota, Heterolobosea, Eutetramitea, Acrasida, Naegleriidae.